Messenger RNA from Nycticebus coucang (slow loris), 5754 nucleotides. RefSeq names its product R3H domain containing 2 (gene R3HDM2). Bases 1288 to 4437 code for a protein of 1049 amino acids. Gene Ontology annotation, molecular function: nucleic acid binding. The record is from RefSeq and is a predicted model, not a curated record. NCBI's taxonomy places the organism in Eukaryota, Metazoa, Chordata, Mammalia, Primates, Lorisidae. The transcript is spliced from 28 exons.
CGUAGCCCCUUUCCCCUCCCCCGCCCCGGUCCCUUGCUCCCCCACCCUCCGCCCCUGGGCAACCCCAGCCGAGAAGAGCCCGCCCCCAGAAGCGCGCCGCCGCGGGCCGUCGGGGCCGAGCCGCAGCCAAGCGGCCGAGGGCCCGGGCGGCGGGCGGAGACGUGGGCGCCCUCCCCGCUCCGGCCCGCGCGAGCAUCAUUUUUUGCAGAUCUAGAAAAAAUAGUUCUACGUUUCCUAUGGAAUCAGAAAGAUCCUGAAUAAUGAGUGCAACCUUAUGUAAUAAGAACAAAUCUGGAAGCAUCACUGUACCAGGCUAUACUACAUGGCUCUCAUAAUUAAAGCAGCAUGGUACUGGCAUGCAAAUAGAGACACAGACCUGUGGAUCACAGGAGAGAACCUGCGUAUGAAACCAUCCUCAUAGUCCCCUCUGAUCUUUGACAAACCAGACAAAAACAUACACUGGGACAAAGAAUCUCUAUUCAAUAAGUGGUGCUGGGAAAACUGGAUAGCCACAUGUAAAAGACUGAAUCAGGACCCACAUCUCUUGUCACUCACAGAAAUUAAUCACAGUGGACAAUAGACUUAAACUUAUAAGAAUUCUAGAAGAAAAUGUUGGAAAAUCUUAUAGAUAGUGGCCUUGGUAAAGAAUUUUUGAAGAAGACCACAAAGUAGUCACAGCAACAACAGAAAUAAACAAAUGUGACGUGAUCAAAUUAAAAAGUAUAUGCUCAGCCAAAAACUCAAUCAGUAGAGCAAAUAGACAACCUACAGAAUGGGAGAAAAUAUUUGCAUGCUGUUCAUCCGAUAAAGGGCUGAUAACCUGAAUCUAUAAAGAACUCAAGCAAAUCAGCAAGAAAAGAUAAACAUUUAAAAAAUGGGCAGAAGACAUGAACAGAAACUUUUCAAAUAAACAUAGACUAAUGGGCAAAAACACAUGAAAAAAUGCUCCAUGCUCUAAUCAUCAGGGAAAUGCAAAUUAAUACCACAUUAAGAUAUCAGACUUAACUCCAGUGAGACUGGCUUAUAUCAAAAAGUCCCCAAGCAACAGAAGCUGGUGUGGAUGUGGAAAGGAACACUCAGACACUGUUGGUGGGACUGCAAACUAGUACAACCCCUAUUGGAAAUUCUAUGGAGAUACCUCAGAGCUAAAAGUAGACCUCCAUUGAUCUAGCAAUCCCACUACUAGACUUGUUUCUUAUUAUAUGUGAUGCUGUUCCGGUUCUGGACUCAUGGAGGCUGAGCAUUUAUUCAGGAGUCCAUAGAGGCUGCUGUAUAGUAUUGAAGAACAUGUCUAACAGUAACACUACUCAAGAGACCCUGGAAAUAAUGAAAGAAUCAGAAAAAAAACUGGUGGAAGAAUCUGUAAACAAAAACAAAUUUAUAUCUAAGACUCCAAGUAAGGAAGAAAUUGAGAAAGAAAGUGAAGAUACCAGUUUGCGUCAGGAGACACAGGAUUAUGAAUUCCUUUUUGACAAGAGGCGGACAUCUAACCAUGGUCAUGCCAGGAAAAGAGCCAAGUCUAAUUCCAAGCUGAAGUUGGUGCGCAGCCUGGCAGUAUGUGAAGAGUCCUCCACCCCAUUUGCUGAUGGGCCACUAGAAAACCAGGAUAUAAUUCAAUUGCACAUCAGUUGCCCCUCUGACAAGGAGGAAGAAAAGUCUACAAAAGAUGUCUCUGAAAAGGAAGAUAAGGACAAAAACAAAGAAAAAGUCCCACGAAAGAUGCUUUCCAGAGACUCCAGCCAAGAAUAUACAGACUCCACUGGAAUAGACCUACAUGAAUUUCUUGUAAAUACACUGAAAAAAAACCCAAGGGACAGAAUGAUGCUGCUAAAAUUAGAACAGGAGAUUCUGGAAUUUAUUAAUGACAACAAUAACCAGUUCAAGAAGUUUCCUCAGAUGACCUCGUAUCAUCGGAUGCUAUUACACCGGGUAGCUGCCUAUUUUGGGAUGGACCACAAUGUUGAUCAAACUGGGAAAGCUGUCAUCAUCAACAAAACCAGUAACACAAGAAUCCCUGAGCAGAGGUUCUCAGAACAUAUAAAGGAUGAGAAGAAUACAGAAUUUCAACAGAGAUUCAUUCUCAAAAGAGACGAUGCCAGUAUGGACCGAGAUGAUAACCAGAUCAGAGUUCCAUUGCAGGAUGGAAGGAGGAGCAAGUCAAUAGAAGAGAGAGAGGAGGAAUAUCAAAGGGUCCGAGAGAGAAUAUUUGCCCGAGAGACUGGCCAGAACGGAUAUCUAAGUGACAUCAGACUCUCCAAAGAAGCCUUUUCUUCUAGCUCUCACAAGAGAAGGCAGAUUUUUAGGGGGAACCGUGAAGGGCUGAGCCGCACCUCAAGCAGCCGCCAGAGCAGCACAGACAGUGAACUCAAGUCCCUGGAGCCCCGGCCUUGGAGCAGCACAGACUCUGAUGGCUCUGUUCGGAGCAUGCGACCCCCUGUCACCAAAGCCAGCAGCUUCAGUGGAAUCUCUAUCCUUACCCGAGGUGACAGCAUUGGCAGCAGCAAAGGUGGCAGUGCAGGAAGGAUCUCCAGGCCAGGUAUGGCACUAGGUGCCCCAGAAGUGUGCAACCAGGUCACCUCAUCCCAGUCUGUCCGGGGCCUUCUCCCUUGCACUGCCCAGCAGCAGCAGCAGCAGCAACAACAACUUCCUGCUCUCCCACCCACACCUCAGCAACAGCCACCCUUGAAUAAUCACAUGGUCUCACAGCCAGUCCCGUCUCUGCAGUCCUCUUCGCAGCCUGUUCAGUUCUCUCCAAGCUCCUGUCCCCAAGUCCUUCUGCCAGUCUCUCCGCCCCAGCAGUACAACAUGGCAGAUGACCUCAGCAAUCCCUUUGGACAAAUGAGUCUUAGCCGCCAAGGCUCUACUGAAGCAGCUGACCCAUCCUCAGCUCUGUUCCAGCCCCCACUUAUCUCCCAGCACCCUCAGCAGACCAGCUUCCUCAUGGCUUCUGCCGGACAGCCCCUCCCCACUUCCAGCUAUUCCACUUCUAGCCAUGCACCACCUACUCAGCAAGUCCUGCCACCCCAGGGCUACAUGCAGCCCCCUCAACAGAUCCAGGUUUCCUUUUACCCUCCUGGACAGUAUCCUAACUCCAACCAGCAAUAUCGACCUCUUUCUCACCCGGUGGCCUACAGCCCCCAACGUGGUCAACAGCUGCCUCAGCCAUCCCAGCAGCCUGGUUUACAGCCCAUGAUGCCUAACCAGCAGCAGGCGGCUUACCAAGGCAUGAUUGGGGUCCAGCAGCCUCAGAACCAGGGCCUGCUCAGCAACCAGAGGAGCAGCAUGGGGGGCCAGAUGCAAGGCCUGGUGGUUCAGUACACUCCACUGCCUUCUUACCAAGUUCCAGUGGGUAAUGACUCACAAAAUGUGGUUCAGCCACCUUUCCAGCAACCUAUGUUGGUCCCUGCAAGCCAGUCUGUGCAAGGAGGCCUCCCUGCAGGGGGUGUACCAGUAUACUACAGCGUGAUCUCCCCGGCUCAGCAGAAUGGUACAAGCCCUUCUGUGGGGUUUCUGCAACCUCCUGGCUCUGAGCAGUACCAGAUGCCUCAGUCUCCCUCUCCCUGCAGUCCACCACAGAUGCCACAGCAGUACUCAGGAGUGUCGCCAUCUGGACCAGGUGUGGUGGUCAUGCAACUAAAUGUUCCUAAUGGACCCCAGCCCCCUCCCAACCCAUCCAUGGUCCAGUGGAGUCACUGUAAAUAUUACAGCAUGGACCAACGAGGUCAGAAGCCUGGAGACCUAUACAAUCCUGACAGUAGUCCCCAGGCCAGCACACAGAUGAGCAGCAGUCCUGUCUCGUCUCCUACCCAGUCUCCAGCACCUUCUCCUGUCACCAACCUCAGCAGCGUCUGCACAGGACUCAGUCCCCUGCCUGUCCUCACACAGUUCCCACGGCCUGGGGGCCCAGCACAGGGUGAUGGACGCUACUCCCUCUUGGGCCAGCCAUUACAAUACAAUCUGUCCAUCUGCCCUCCCUUGCUCCACAGCCAGUCGACUUACACAGUACACCAGGGACAGAGUGGACUGAAGCAUGGAAACCGAGGCAAGAGACAAGCACUCAAAUCUGCCUCCACUGACCUGGGGACGGCAGAUGUUGUCCUGGGGCGGGUGCUGGAGGUGACAGAUCUCCCUGAGGGCAUCACCCGUACUGAGGCGGACAAACUCUUCACUCAGCUUGCCAUGUCUGGCGCCAAGAUCCAGUGGCUCAAGGAUGCUCAGGGGCUGCCUGGUGGGGGUGGGGGUGACAACAGUGGGACUGCCGAGAACGGCCGCCACUCGGACCUCGCUGCCUUGUACACCAUCGUGGCUGUGUUCCCCAGCCCUCUGGCUGCCCAAAAUGCCUCUCUUCGUCUCAACAACUCUGUGAGUCGCUUCAAACUUCGAAUGGCCAAAAAGAACUAUGACCUGAGGAUCCUGGAGCGAGCCAGCUCCCAAUAAAUGGAGGAGGGGAAGGACCGGCACAGUAGGGGUGGAGGGGGUUGAGGGAUCCUGACAGACCAUGGACAGAGGCAGGAAGUAAGGAGAGUGACACCCAACUGGAGCCUGAGCAUUAGGGAUGGAAACAGAUCAAGAUGGAAAUACUCAACACUGGCACUGGACUCCUUGCUCCCCCCGGGCCCCUCGUUUUCCCUGAUUGUGCCCCCUCUACUUCCCUCUCCUUCCCAUCCUCUUCUAUCAUUUUUGAUCUCUUCUCCCAUCAUAAAAUUAAUUUCUUUCCUAUUUUUUUGUCAGGUAGAAUUGGGAUGGCCCUACAUUUCCCUAUUCUCCUGUUUCCUUAAUAUCCCAAGCCUCUUUCCCUUUUUGGUCUUUAUGAAUAUAUUUAUAUGGACAGAAUUAAGAAAAAAUUGAUUUCCCCAUUCUCUCGCUUCCCCUAUGUUGUCUUCCCAAACCCCACAGAGUUAAAACUUGGGACUCCCCACCCCCAGAACACUUGUAUAUUGUUUGUCUGAGAUUUGUGCCGCAGUAACAGACACAAUAUUUAAUUGCACAUAAAGACGUUUGCUGGGUAUAUUCACUGUAAAUUUUAUUUAAUCUUGUUUUUUGUUUGUUUGGAGGGAUAAUUGGGGGGAGGCUUGUUUUGUUUUUAAAUAUAAAAAAGAAUCAGUCUCUGGACAUCAGUCACUGUUUCUCUGUUGCUGCCCUAAUGUGCAUGGGGAUUUGGAGGCCCUGGGUAGGUUUAGCCCCACGGCCGGUGGAAGGUUCGUUGUGUGCUAGGAUGGCUUUCCCUAGCAUAUGCAUGUUACUCUUCACAGCGUUCCCUCCAUCUCAUCUUCCUCCCUACCUAUGAUUCUGACAGAUGACUGAGUCUCUAAGGGGACCUUGGUUUGGGCUCGCCCAGCUCCGCCACUAUGGUUCAUUGAGCACAUCACUACUUUGAACCUCUGUGUCUGUAAAAUAAGAGACUUCCAGCCUGUUCAUUCCAUGAUACUCAUUUAGAGCCCUUGUGGAUGAGCUGGGGAGGGAGGGAUGAAUGAGGUCCAGAACUGGAUUGAGAUGCUGGCCUUAUACAUAUCCAUCUAAUCUGAAAAUCCUUUAGGGACAGGAGACUUGGGCCUUUCUUUAAUCCUAAAGUCAGAUGAUUGGGUUCUACCAGGCAGGAACAAAAGUGGAUGUUUCUUACAUUAAAAACUACAUCAAUUAGGGUGGUGCCUGUGGCUCAAAGGAAUAGGGUGCCAGUCCCAUAUGCCGGAGGUGGUGGGUUCAAACCCAGCCCUGACCAAAAACUGCAAAAAAUAAAUAAAUAAAUAAAACAAU